Messenger RNA from Pomacea canaliculata, 2103 nucleotides. RefSeq names its product immune-associated nucleotide-binding protein 6-like. The record is from RefSeq and is a predicted model, not a curated record. The coding region runs from base 223 to 1104 and encodes 293 amino acids. NCBI's taxonomy places the organism in Eukaryota, Metazoa, Mollusca, Gastropoda, Architaenioglossa, Ampullariidae. The transcript has 2 exons. Gene Ontology annotation, molecular function: GTP binding.
GGUUGGGAAAACAGGAUGUGGCAAAAGUACGACCGGGAACACGAUUCUCGGUCAGGACCUCUUCGACAGCGACGUGACCUUUGAGUCGGUCACCAGCACGUGCAGCCUCAAGCGCGGGACACGCAAUGGGACUAACAUCGAGAUCAUGGACUCGCCGGGUCUUUUGACACCGGAAGGACGCACGAGGAGGUGGCGGCUGACGUGGUUCAAGCCGUUGCCUGCAUGCACCCGGGGCCCACGGCCGUGCUGUACGCCGUCAUGAUCGGCAACCGCUACACGGAGGAGGAGACUGGGGUGUAUGAGAGGCUGAAGGCUCUCCUCGACCCCCGCGUGACCCAGUACAUGAUCAUCCUCUUCACGCGCGGCGACGACCUCAAAAGAAAGAAGAGAAGCAUCCAGGAGAUCUUGUCUUCGGCCCCUGAACAUCUCCGCAAGGUCCUCGAUGAGUGCGGCCACCGCUACGUGGUCUUCGACAACAUGGCAGACGACAAACAACCGCAGGUGGAGCAACUGAUCGAGGAGGUGCGCAGACUGAGGGAGGCGCAUGGCGGCAAACCUUACACGUGUCCCAAGUACGGAGAGGUCGGCGAGAAGAUGGAGAAGGAGGUGGCUAGGAGACUGCAGAAGGUAGAGGAAGAGGAGGUGAAGAGAAAGAAGUAUGUACAGGAGCUGGAGGAGAAGACGAAGAAGGCACAGGAGGAAGCUGAGAAAGAUAAACAAGAAUUUGAGAGAAGAGAAAGGGAGAGGGAAGAACAAAUAAAGAAGAGCGAGGUCGAGAGAGCCAAGCAGCUGGAAGCCAUGAUGGAGGCCUUGAAACAACAGCAGCUCAGCGCUGAGCGGAUGCACCAACAGGAGAUGGAGUAUCGCCAGAGAAUGGAAGAAGAGAGGUGGCGUCAGGUACAGGAGAUGGAACAAAAGAGGAAAGAAGAAAUAAAAUCUAUGGAGGCGGGACAACAGAAGCUACAGGAGCUGUACGCCAAGCAGCUGGAGGCGGAGAAGCAGGAGUCGAGGCGCCGCGAGGAGCGGUACAUGGCGGAGAUGCGGCAGCUGAAGGACCAGAUCGCCAGUGCACCCAAGAGUCGCAGUUUCUGUGUAAUUCAGUAACUCCUUUCAGACUUGAUAGCAGGCUUACUGUAAACAUAGAAAAACAUAUGCUGCCGACUGAGAUAAAGUGACAUGUCACUCAGGAAUGGGACUAAGACCAGCACUUAGGUUUUGUUUGUUCAGUGUAGAUAGGUGAUAUGUUUCCCCUCUUUAUGUAAUGGCAACAUUAAAAUGACUCCCAGUUAGUUCUCUGUGAAGAUCCUAUAAGAAGCAAAUAUUCUCGGUAAGACAUUUACUAACGAAAAUUUCAUUUUGGCUCAUCACUUGACUCGUAAACACAUCGCUCUCCCUCCCUCCCCCUUUCAUUUUACCUUCCUGGCAGUUAAACUCGAUCUGCUUUCUCCUAAAAUAUGUCAGAAUAUAUUUGAAUCUGAUAAUAAAAAUAACUCCCCAAAGAUUUUAUGUGACGUUACGUGGUAUACAGUAGGAAAAAAGUAAUUUUGAGUUCAAGAGAUGGAACAGAAAAAAAAUAAUAUAGCUGCUUGUGCGAAAAUCUGUUUUAAGUUGGAACUGAAACAAAGUAAAGAGACAGCGAACUCGGGGAACAGGCUUGAUGAUGAGAGACAAAGACUGGGGAAAGAACGGUCGAGGACUCUCUCGUUUGCGAAAUUCACACACACACACACGCGCGCGCACACACACACAUGCACACAUCUUUCUAUAUCUAUAUAUAUAGACGUCCAUUUCUCCCCCAGGAAGGAGUGGUUUAUCGGGUCAAUACAAGUCGGCCAACGUCUCGUGACAGCCACUCCCAUCAUCCCCGAAUGUGGCAGUUUGCACCAGGACAUUAAACAUUAAAAAAUUGAGGUGAGGCGCCGGUGUCCUCCCAAUGUGACCUGCAGUGCUAUUGUUGUAAUGACUGUAUUAUCUAUAUUAUAAUUAUUAAUGUUGAUGAACAACAUUAACUGUCAUGCCUAAACUACAGCGUUAGAGGAAUUUUAUUUCAAAAUUAUAAAGAUAACCAAAAUAAAAAAACUUAAUAAAAAAAUAAGACAGUUA